Molecule: messenger RNA, 6899 nt
Organism: Danio rerio (zebrafish)
Lineage: Eukaryota; Metazoa; Chordata; Actinopteri; Cypriniformes; Danionidae
Source: RefSeq, a predicted model, not a curated record
UUCCUUUUUGGUAUGUCUCACUUGAUGUUCCUCAAACUGAAGUGGCAAUCUUCACACAUUUCCCUGCUAAGACACUUAGAUCAUGCCGUACACAUUCAACUGCCGUUCUACAUGAUGGGUGUGUGUUAAUUUUAGAGGGAUAUGGAGAGAAGACAGCAUGAGGAAACAGCAGAGGGCUCCAGAUCACACCAGUCAACAGUAACAGGAACCCUUGCACUAAAGAACUUCACCAUACCCAGGAAGAAACGCACCUCCGGAGAAGUACUUUUGGAAUGUUGUUCAGAAGAGAGCCGCGAUUACAGUCUCAUUCAAACAAAACUCAAAGACUUCAAGCUGGACACAAGAAAGGAUCAGGCAAAUGCAUGGGUUUGGAAAGAAAUCUGUUUAGUGCACAAUGAGGAGCUCCUUAAAAAGUUCUCUGAAAAAAGGGCAGAGAUGCGUGCUAAAGGAAGACAUGGGAGAGAAAUGGAGGAAAGAUUCUGCUUUUUAGCGGCAACAGAUCAAAUGACGACCCAGAUUUAUCAGCAUGGUCUGCCGGUUGGCAGCACAACACAGCAUGCCUUGGGAAAGCCAUCUUAUGGAGUAUAUCUGUUCAAGCACGUUGAUGUGGCAUUGAAAUCAGCCUGCACGAGUGCUAAAAAGCUGUUCAUUUUCAAGGUUCUUUAUGGAAAAGUGAAAAAAAUUGCUCCAUGUUUGGACUGGAACAAAACGCAGGAUCCCACAGUUGCCUUCGACUGUCACAUGUGUAAAGAUGCGGCAUCCCAUCGAGACACUCUUCACCAGCAAAUACUGGGCUCUGCUGUUUUUCUGUUUGACUUUAAUGAGAAGCAGGAGCUUAAUGAAAGACCCAGGCAGUGUUUGCCAUAUGCUGUAGUUUCAUUUGUUCCUGUCAGCAGUGCCAUUCAGACUCUACAUACAAACCUACCAACGCUACCUAUUGGCCAAGUGCAUGACCGCUAUAAGGCAUGUACUGUGGCAGAAAGAAGAGGAAAAGGAAACACGGCCACCGUUACAUUCAAACGUUUUGGCACACCACACCUUUAUGAGAUGGAUUAUGCACCUCAGAAUCCAAGAGCAGAAUCUCUAUUUCAGAAGACUGAUAUGCAAAACACUCAGUCACUUAACCUAAAUCAGCACUGGACUCCUGCCAGCGAGGACUCAGAAUCUUCGAGCUGCUCAGUGCCAGUUGUGGACCACACUGCUCUCUCCGAAAACUGGCUGGGGAAAAAAGCCUUCCUGAGUAAUCACAAACAAAAUGCUGAAAGAAAUGAAAACAAAUGGAACUCGUUACCUCAAACUCCAGUGGACAAGAUUUCCACUGUCGUGUAUUCUUCACGCUUGGUUAGAGAUCCUCGUCUAUCUAGACAAGACGCAAACCAACAGACCAACUGCUUGAAUGGAGAGGAAGCAUACACAGACUCAGGAUGUGAUGAUAGGAAUUACAAAUCAGUGCAUCAUAACCAAGAGAAUAAUUAUGGAUUUGCUGGAAGUAAGUGUGAAGAUCCGUCAAGUAUGAACCAGAAUGAUGCUGAAAAAGACCAUCCCCUAAAAUUCUUAGCAAAUGAUCAAAGUGCGCAUGCCCCAAUAUUGCCUUCAAUGAGGUUAUUCAAAUUAAAAUUCCAGAAAUAUGCUGCCUAUUUCAAAAUGAAUGAAGAGGAAAGACAUCAAUACAUUUGGGCACAUGAAAACAUGUCGCCAGAACAAAAGCAAGAGUUGGCCGACCGGAUCGAUUUUUACUACAUUUAUUAUCAAAAGUACAAGAAAGGAUUACUCUUUCCAAAACUGAACAAGGCAAAGACCUCCGGUCUCUCUCAAACAGAGCCUAAAGAAAGUAUUAAACAAACAAUAAACAAUGAAUUCAAACUGAAUUUACGAUGCGUUGAUGCCGGAAGUCUGUCAGAGAACAAUGAUUUGUUAAUCAAGGGUAAUUGUAGCUCAACACACAUUCAUGAAACCACACAUCCAGAUCAUCCACAAGGGUUGUUGAAAGAAAUUGGAAAGGAUUGCCUGCUAAAGAUGCAGGACUAUGUGCCUUCAGAGAAAACCUCAUUACUGGAAUUGUCGAAUCUCAACAUCACAGAUGAAAACACAAAUAAACAGUUUAAGCAUAUUAAGCAACCAAGUCCUUUAACAUGUUCCUGCAAUAAAGCUAAGCUCAAUAACAUUGAACACGAGCUCUGCAGAAGUGUGGAUCUGCAGGAGAAUGAAUCGAAUCCAAGUGUUAACUUGGUUGAAAUACCCAACUCUGAGGAUGCAAACAACAUCACCAUCAUGAAUAUCGCAAGCUUUAUGGAAGUCUCUAGCAGCCUGACAUCAGAUUGUAAUCUCAGUUCUGUCAUGCCAGAAAAGGAAAAGCAGAAUUUGACAAUCUGCAACAGUGUUAAAGAUAUGGAUUCGUUUAAAUAUGAGAAAUGCUGUGAAAUAUCUCCAGAGUUUGACAUGGACACAGUACAGCAGGAAUUGUACAGAAGGCUUCAACUUGAUCAACUAUUGCCAAGCAAAAAUCAAAAGCAUGUUUUCUCCUCAAAGGCUUUCCUAAUGAGCAGACCCACAGACACAAUUUCCAAGCCAAAAAACGAUAAUGAAGACCACUGCGAAGCUGCAACAAACCUAAACAUGAAAAGCUGUGAAGAUAAUCAUUUCACAGUUACUCUAAAAGCCAAUAAAACAUCUACUGAUAUUAAUGAAAUGCUUUCUCUCUCUGAGCGAUUUUCAAAAAUCAAAGUCCUUCAAACUAAAAUGGGUAAAGGAAGGAACAAAAUGAGGACAGGGACACAUAUGUGCAACAACGAAGGGAACAAAAAACAUGUGAUCUGUAAUGCAGAACUAAUACAACUAUUAGCACAGAAGUACAGCAAAUCCAAAAUCUUGAAAUGCAAGAGAUUACACAGAUCAGACAGGAAAAAGAUAUCUUUCAAAAAACAGCACACAGCUCUAACACUAGGUCACUCCUUCAAGAGAAGGAAAUAUGUCAAGAAAACACAUUUUUGGCAGGCAAAAAAGAAUCGUAGCAGAACAGUACUGUGUCCCCAUGCAACAGUCAAUCCACAUACAUCUAAAACAGUCAUCACAGACAACAAAGAUCCAGACCCAGGCUCCAAUUUAAGAAUAACAUCUGAAGACGAUGUUGGCGAACAGAAUGCUAAUGUUUUUGGAAGCAUACCCCAAGAUCACUGUAGUCCAGUCAUGUCAGUUAUAAGCAAAGAUCUCCCACCAUCAAUGGAAUUCAACACUAUUCCUGAGACUAAAGAGGAACCAAUCAAUAGUAAAAUAAGAUCAAUAAGCAAAAAUCUCCCACCAUCAAUGGAAUUCAACACCAUUCCUGAGACUAAAGAGGAACCAAUAAUUCUGACAGAACCAUCUUUAGAAAAUCUAAGUAAAUGUGAUGCUGAUUUCACUGAGAAGGAAACAAAAGAUUUCACUUCACGAGUAAUGGUGGAUAAAGAAGAACAAAUGGCGACUAAAAGCAGCUCAAAUCAAAAUAAAGUAUGUUCAGUCGCAUGCACUACUAUUGAUUACACCACAGUGUGCAAGGAGGGGAACAUACUCCUGAAAGAGACAUCAGAGACUGGAUUGAAUACAUUAAACAAAGAACAUUUUACACUUGAAAUGUCUGAUAACAAUAUAGAUGCUUCUGAGAACUUGGCUACACGUGAUUGUGAGGCAUCAGAAACUGAAGUCCAAACAAGCAUGACUCCAGAGGACAAGGUGAUGGAUACUAUUGGUGAUACAUCAAAAACAGGGCCUAUACCAUGCACUUUGCAGAAUAUAAGCAUGGAAGGUGUUCUAAAUAAUCAGUGUAUUGAAGGAGGAGAACACACUCCAGCAGAUAUCCCAAAUGAAAACAAAUCAUGUCUCGACAUUACCAACACAUCCGAUGGCAAUAGUGUUUCGAGUACUGAAAAGGAGGUGCUUAAAGACACAACACUGAAUUCAAAGCCGUGUAGUCCUGAAGAUUUGUUAUGUGCCUCAAGUAACAUUGUAGAUAUUACUGUUGAUGAAUCAGCAUUGAGUGGUCAGUUUGAGAUUUCGGAACAGACAGAAACCAGUGUUACCAAAUCAGCAAGAACACUCAAAGACAACUCCGAAUCACCAAGGCCAGAUCAAAACAAAAACGAUGAUGCAAACUCACCAGAAACCCAGCUCAUUUCUAAACUUCGAGAUUAUUUGACCAAAUUUGAGUCUACUGUCAAGAAGCAAGAAUCAGCGAGUGAAGAUUUGAAAGAAAGACCAGUGGUGUGGAUUACACUCGACAGCACUGCACAUAAGCAACAGUUGUUUGAAAAAGGCCAAUAUUGCAUGGUGAAUUUGCCCUGCCUGGUACCUAAUGAGACUGACGCUGUUAUAAGAGGCAAUAGCGGUAAUAGCACUGAAACCUCUGUUCAAACCAGAAAGCCUUCUCGAAGUGAAAAUACUCAAAUUGGAAGUGAUGUUUGCUUACUGGUACCUAUUGAAUCUAAGAGAGGUAGACGGUAUUCUCAAUACAAACGAACCAGCAGGCAAAGAUCAAGAAGGAGCUCUGUCAUUAGUGUCAGUCCUGAUAGUACCAGUGCUUUAGACAUUGUCAAAGCUUGUAGUCCUCUUCCAUUGGCCAAGGAGAAUGACCAGAAGGCUGGUUCCACAGAAAUCUCUAUCAAUAACACCCUCAGUGAACAUAUCCAGAUGCAAAGAAAGUCAACAACAAGCCAACAAAAACUUUCAGUUGAUCCGAAUAGUUUAUGUGAACAAAAGAGUAAAGAGAAUCAAUGUGUGAACGUGACAGAAAACAUUGAUGAUGGCAAUGUGAGCAGUACCUUAGCUGAAAAUAAAUACAGCAUCAAUGACAUUUCAGACACUCUUAAAAGGGCCGACCAUACAACCUCGUUAACCGAACUGGAAUCUUUGCAAUCAAAAUGCCAAAAUAUGUUGCAGCAUUUUAUCUCAAGUUUUGAACGAGAUCAGAAAAUAGCAUUCAACCAAUCUUUCGUUUCAAGGCGUCUCAUCUUGGAGCAAUAUUUGGAUCAUCCCCCUGCACAAAUCGAUCUGAAAUACGAAGCAAUAAAUUCUUACUUGGAGUUGCAGAUGAUGAUGGAAGCUUGGCAGUUUGUGGACAACAAAAUUAACUUUCUAAGAGGUAAACCUACGUUUAGGAGUUUGCUUUGGUAUGAUCCUUCUCUUUACGGAGAACUCUACAAGGGGGAAGUCGGCUUUCAGCAGCAGUCAUCCUUGUUUGCUUCUUUUCAAAAGAUCUUGGCACAAGAGGGCAAUGAUAAACUGCAGGAAUAUUAUCAUGCGGUGUCCUCUUUGCAUCAACAGCUGCAUGCGGCACCUGAUGCUUCUUACUACAUGUAUCUGAAGAGCAAGCGUGAGCUCCUCGAGGCAGAGGCUGCACUCAGAAAUCCACGUGAUAUUAAGAACUUCUUUUUAUCUGUACCAAUUGCUGCAACAAUCAACUUUGGAGACAGUUUGGAAAACCUGGAAAAGGUUCACAAAGUUAUAAUGACUUUUGUGGAAACACCAUCAGAUCAGUUGCCAGGGACAUUUGAUGUGGGGAAAGCGGAGCAUCUGUCCAUCACAUGCAGAUAUAUCCAAGAAAAAGAGCUUUUCAUAAGGUCCUGCAAAGAAAUGAUUAGCAAAAUAUCGUGGUUUGGAAUCGAACAUCUUCUUUAUGAUGCCUCUAAGGUUCUUGUUUGGCAAGACAUGAAUCAUGGUGCACCAAGUGAGGCUCUUGAGACAUAUAAGAAUUCAAACCCACAGAUCAUUUUUGGGGUGACAGAGUCAGGUGUUACUCUUGUAAACAAAGUGGAGCACCUUCCUCCAUCCACAGAUAGACAGACUCCACAAAAGAUUGAAGUUGCUAGAAAACGCAAAUGUUUACAGUUAUGGAUGUCCUCUGAACCCAGUGUGUCAAAGAGCAUAAAGUCUAGCAAGGAGCUUGCUUACAAAAUGGCUAAAAGGAGGGUGACUCAUCCACCUGUAACACAUUGUGACGUGAAUGAUAAAGGCCCCCUUUUCCAAACAACUCCAGCCACCCAUCUUGAGGAGCUGAGCCCUUACUACCCACUCCCUCGCAGAAUGGAUCCACAGUGGGGAAUGGUUGGACGUGAUGCUGUAGACUGGAAGACACCUAACACAGUCCCCCCCUCGCCUUCAACGUCUCAUGCUCACUCCGAAAUACACUCUCGUCUUCUGUCUAAAAGACGAAGGGCUGUUUCACAUUCUUCAGACAGGAGAUCUUUAGCAGACAUACAAAGACCUCAAUGGCCUUCGGUCUCAGAUUCCCAAGCAACUUUACGAGGAGAUUCUUGUGCUUCACGUUCAGCAUUUGAGAGCGUUAAAUAUCAACAAAAUAGCACUGCAGCGCAUUGUUCUAUGCUCUCACAACAGCAAGUAAACCAGUUCAGUUUAGCCAUGACACAACCUUAUAAUUUACCAAACUGUAAUGUAAAUCAAAAUUUGGUAUCUUCUCCUCUCUCAGUCCAGGCUUUGACUCAUGUUCCUGUGCCCAACACGAUUACAACAAUUCAAUACCCUUACUUCCUUCUGAAUGGACAAACAUACACCACAGGCUCCACUGGAGCCAUUCACCCUGAUACUAGAUAUUAUCCUAGCGCCAUUUAGGGCUAUACGGUACUUUACGAUUGAAUUUUAUGUAUAUCUUUUACAUGAAUAUCCCACUGCAUCAAUGCAGAGAUCAUGCAUGCACUUGGUACUUUUAAGCAAAUGUACUUAAAUGGGUCUUUAUAUGUAAAAUAACACACAUUUUAGGAGAAAUUCUCUAUGUACUCUAUAUAACGCUAUAUUUUAUAGCGUAAUGUGUUGUAUACAAGAUGUUGAUGUUACCUUUUUGUAAUAUUUAUUGAAAUUUAAUAAUUAUUUUCUACAAAACAUGUGAAUAAAGAAAUGGUUUGAUCAUUUUA